Carya illinoinensis is the source of this 1300-nucleotide messenger RNA. Its product is annotated as ankyrin repeat and SAM domain-containing protein 6-like. The transcript is spliced from 7 exons. Gene Ontology annotation, molecular function: protein binding. The coding region runs from base 235 to 849 and encodes 204 amino acids. NCBI's taxonomy places the organism in Eukaryota, Viridiplantae, Streptophyta, Magnoliopsida, Fagales, Juglandaceae. The record is from RefSeq and is a predicted model, not a curated record.
UGCACGAUCGUUCCCUCUGCCUCCCCGGAAUUGAAAGGACAUCCGGAGCAGAACUAUUUCUGGUUCUUGUUUUUAACCCUCUAAAGGGUCUUGUUCGCUCACUAGAAUUCCAAGAACUCUUCCUUAACCAACAGAUUCUUCUUCUCUUAAAAAACUAUUCCCGGUAAGGGUAGGUUUAGGGUUUGGGUUUUUUAUUUGUUAAUUAACUAGUAAGGAAUACAGUUCUAUAAGAAGAUGUACGCUGAUCGAGAGGAGGUCGAAGCCAAGAGGUCAGUAAAAGACCGACUCAAUGGGACCUCCGUUGGUGAUACUCGGCGUCGACAAGUCACCGGCAAGAGGCAUAGGCAAGAUGACAAGUGGGAACAUGAUCUUUAUAAUGAUGAUGAAUCCCAAAUUUCAAAUCACAAGGUUGGGGCUCGAGAUCUCCGUUUGAAGCUCCAAAGGAAAAAUAUCCAACAAGCAUCUCAAAGUGGGCCUCUUUCAGGUGUGAGGGAUCUACGUGAAAAGCUGUCUGGCCUGACUAAUACACAAUUAGUGAACACUGAUCCCUUAAAGCCAAAACUGGAGGCUUUUAGACCACCCAAGAAAAGUGUAGCUGUUGAGGCCCCUGCAACAGAGGCCAAAAAGGCGACCAACCCUGCUUCUAAAAAGAAAGCUCCACAAAAGGCUGGUACAUCUGUGGAUGAAUUUCUGCACUAUUUGGAUCUCGAAAAGUAUCUUAUUACUUUUCAAGCCGAGGAAGUUGAUAUGGCGGCUCUACUGCACAUGACUGAUGAUGACCUCAAAGCUUUAGGAAUACCGAUGGGUCCAAGAAAGAAAAUACUUUUAGCAUUGGAAUCAAGAGACUGACAUCUGGGAGUAGAGCAGGUUAUUUGCCGGAUCUUCAUUAUAUCGUAAACAGGUAUGAAAUUGUUGGCUUAAGCUGGGGAAGAGGGUUCAAUGGGAAGAAUUUGCUGGUUUAUUUGACGAAGCUAUUUUUUUGGAUUUUUCCUGCACGUUGCUAGAAGUUGUCCCUCUGCUUUGAUGGCACAAUGGUAUAUACGUUCCAAAGUUCACGGUUCGACUCCACAAGGUAUUACAGAUUUUGACAUUUUAGGCACAAAACGUCAUGUAGUCGAACUUCCAAUUAGCCCUUGUCAGGUAUUAUAUGAACAAUGUUUGAUAUCUACGUGCGACCAAAUUGACUUAAAUUUUUAGUUAGAGAUCAUGAUACAUACAUUUUGUGCAAAUUAUUCUGCUGUUUGUUUACAUCUGAAAAUUACUUGAUAGCUCGGUAUAAACAUAAAGGAUAUUAAGUUCA